Messenger RNA from Lactuca virosa, 504 nucleotides. The record is from the annotation of a GenBank genome assembly. NCBI's taxonomy places the organism in Eukaryota, Viridiplantae, Streptophyta, Magnoliopsida, Asterales, Asteraceae.
AUGGAAAACGGAAAAAGAUCAUCGGCGUCGACAAAAAGCUGCAAGAAACACCCAAAACACCAACAAUCUCCGGGUGUUUGCUCGUUAUGUUUAAGAGAAAGAUUAUCGAAGAUAUCAAGCACUUCAUCACGUGCAGUGACGAACGUUUCUUCAUCAUCUUCUUCAUCGUCUAUCUCUUCUGUAUCUUCGGUUUCUUCAUCGCGUGUAUCAUCCAAUGGCGCCUCUUACACGGCAUCUCCCAUGCAUAAUUUUCAGAAUCAACGUAAAACUUAUGAUGUUGAAAGAAAGGGAUAUCUUUCGUUCUUGAGAAAGAGCAGAUCAAUGGCUUUUGUUAGUGAAAAUAUUGUAGAAAUUGAUGGGAAACAGAAGAAAAGCAAUGGCUUUUGGUCAAAGUUGAUCGGCUCGAAGAGAAGUGAUGCACAGAAGCGAUCAAUGGAAGAGGGUUCAUCUUCAAGACUCAUGCAUUCAAAAACCAUGAGAGAAAUGUUGACCACAAGCGUUUGA